AUGGACCAGAACUGUUGCGUCGACGCCGGUCACCACCGCACGGGCACGGGCAUGGCUUAUUGCCAACAGUACAUCUCAAACUGCAACACUGUGGUGUUGAAUGGCAUUUUGCUGCCUGCUCCGUUGGGUUAUGGUAGCAGAUAUUUUGUUCUCUUCAAUAUAAAGGCCAAAAGAAUCCCGAUAACCUUAUUUUGGUCGGUUCCUAACAUAACAAACAUUUGUCAAGACUGUGAGCAAAAAGGGCACCCAUGCGGAUUCAGCUCACAACGCAGGCAGGCAUUCUGCAAGCACCAAGGCUCACGGUGUGAAAUUGUUGCUACAACAUCAUCGGCGGCCACAUUUGUGGUUCUCUUGUUGACGGCAGCCACUGCACUAUAUCUAUCCCUAAAAUCAAAGGCUGAUGAAGAGAUACGUUUGAAAAUAGAAACGUUUCUCAAGGCAUACGGCACAUCAAAACCAACAAGGUACACGUUCUCGGAAGUUAAAAAGGUAACAAGACGAUUCAAAGAUAAACUGGGUCAGGGUGGAUUUGGAAGCGUAUACAAAGGUCGGUUGGCAAAUGGAGUACCUGUGGCAGUAAAGAUGCUGGAGAACUCGAACAGUAAUGGACAGGACUUCAUAAAUGAAGUUGCAACCAUUGGUAGAAUCCACCAUGCCAAUGUGGUUCACCUUUUGGGGUUUUGCUCCGAAGGAACAAGGCGUGCUCUUAUUUACGAAUUCAUGCCUAAUGAAUCACUUGAGGAAUAUAUAUUCGCACAUGAAUCUGAUAUUUGCCGAGAACUAUUAACACCUAACAAAAUGCUUGAAAUAGCAUCGAGCAUUGCACGAGGAAUGGAGUACCUGCAUCAGGGGUGCAAUCAGCGCAUCCUCCAUUUUGGCAUCAAGCCUCACAACAUCUUGCUAGAUUACAGCUUCAAUCCAAAGAUUUCAGAUUUUGGGCUUGCAAAGCUGUGUUCAAGAGAUGAAAGUAUUGUUACACUUACCGCAGCUAGAGGAACACUGGGCUACAUCGCCCCAGAAUUAUAUUCUCGGAACUUUGGGACAGUUUCCUACAAGUCAGAUGUUUAUAGCUUUGGCAUGGUAGUGCUGGAAAUGGUGAGUGGUAGAAGAAACUCAGAUCCAUGGGUUGAGAACCAAAACGAGGUGUAUAUUCCAGAGUGGAUAUAUGGGAAAAUAAUCACUGGGCAAGAACUGGAAUCAACUAGGCAAAUGACGCAAAUGGAGAAUGAUAUAAUGAGAAAGCUGGCCAUUGUGGCAUUAUGGUGCAUCCAGUGGAACCCAAAGAAUCGCCCAUUGGCAGCAAAAGUGAUGAACAUGUUAACAGGAAGCUUGCCCAGUCUAACAAUGCCUCCCAAGCCAUUUGUUUCGUCUGCAGGUCACCCUAUACUGCAAGCAUAG
Triticum aestivum (bread wheat) is the source of this 1398-nucleotide messenger RNA. Its product is annotated as rust resistance kinase Lr10-like. The transcript has 6 exons. The record is from RefSeq and is a predicted model, not a curated record. Gene Ontology annotation, biological process: protein phosphorylation. The coding region runs from base 1 to 1398 and encodes 465 amino acids. Gene Ontology annotation, molecular function: protein kinase activity; ATP binding. NCBI's taxonomy places the organism in Eukaryota, Viridiplantae, Streptophyta, Magnoliopsida, Poales, Poaceae.